Molecule: messenger RNA, 240 nt
Organism: Parnassius mnemosyne (clouded apollo)
Lineage: Eukaryota; Metazoa; Arthropoda; Insecta; Lepidoptera; Papilionidae
Source: the annotation of a GenBank genome assembly
AUGAAGGCCCAGAAGCGAAAUUUUUUGAUGUUUGUUGACAAUUCUACAGUUCAUAAUAAUAUGCCCGAACUAAGCCACAUUAAACUUGUGUAUCUGCCUGUUAAUAAGGCAAGUAACUUGCAGUCAAUGGAUCAAGACAUUGUCAAUAAUUUCAAAAUUUAUUACAGAAAAGGAGCUGUUCAUCAUGUUCUUAAAUCUAUAGAAGACAAUCAAUGUUCUUCAGGCGAUGAAAUUUGCUAG